UUGACCGUGGACAUCGCCAGCCAGGAGCGGAUCGACGUCAAAGCGAGCAUCGCGGAACGCCAGCAGAGCAUCGAAGGUCACCAGCAGAUCACCGCUUACAGCCAGGAGCGACUAGAUGUCUUCGAGGGGCGCAUGGCCGUCGACAGGAUGAGCACAGCCGACAGCCAGAAGGGCACCGAUGUCGACCAGCGGCGCGCCGCCGACAGACAUGGGAAAAUGUACGACGACAGUGAGAAGAUAGCUGGCCAGCAGCAUAACCUCGAGGGCAACCAGCAGCGCACGGCAGACUGCCAGCGGAGCAACACGAUCAAGCAGUUGUGCACCGAGAGCUCCUUGGCUAAAGACAUCGGCGACAUGAGCAACGUGGAUAUCCUGCAAGACAUCGUGGGCGAUUUUGGGAACCACUUGGGAAAGAGCUUCCUGCAUCGAAGACGGCUGCUCGACCAACGCCAUUUGAGCAAGGAGUGCCUACAACAGAGCACCGGCACGUACCAGGAGCACACGGACGACGACCAGAUGAGUUGCGCAGGCGAGCAGCACACAAACGAGAGCAAUUUGCAGAGUUCAAUCGGGCGUCAGCAGUGCACAGCACACAAUCAGAUGAGCUCUGGAGGCAUCCUGCCCACAAGUACGUUCAACGAGAUGUACGAUUACGACGGCCAGAAG
Prorocentrum cordatum is the source of this 666-nucleotide messenger RNA. The record is from the annotation of a GenBank genome assembly. Lineage: Eukaryota; Dinophyceae; Prorocentrales; Prorocentraceae.